AUGGAUGUUAAAUUUGUACCAGAAACUGGAAGGUGGCAUAUCUUUUAUUUCUCUGACAAACACAACAAUGAUCUAUUGGAUACACAAUUCAGUGCUAUGUUGCCUGCCCACAGAAAAAUGUCAGAGGCAGAUAUUAUGCAAAUGAUGAACAUGCUAAAGUCAGGGAUUAGCACUUCACAGAUAUUUGGUCUUCUAGCUAGUCAAGCAGGCGGGUAUGAAUUUGUUGGCUAUGGUCCCAGAGAUAUGUACAAUGAGAUUGCUCAGCAAAGGCGUCAAAUUCCUGGUGAUGCAGCACGAGUGUUGAAGAAGUUGGAGGCUAUGCGGUUGAAGGAUCCACAAUUAUAUUUCAAGGCAUGUCAUGAUUCAAGAGGUUUGUUACGUAACUUGUUCUGGUCUGAUGGGAUUAGCCAACUAGACUACCGACUCUUCGGGGAUGUUAUUGCUUUUGAUGCUACGUACAAGAAGAACAAGUAUAGUUGUCCAUUAGUCAUAUUCAGCGGGGUUAACCACCACAACCAAACAAUUAUUUUUGCUGCUGCGUUAGUUGUGGACGAAACUACUGAUACAUAUAUUUGGCUCCUGCGUCAGCUCAUGUUUGCAAUGAAGGACAAGACCCGACCUCAAUAA
This is a messenger RNA of Arachis stenosperma, 627 nucleotides long. RefSeq names its product protein FAR1-RELATED SEQUENCE 5-like. Bases 1 to 627 code for a protein of 208 amino acids. NCBI's taxonomy places the organism in Eukaryota, Viridiplantae, Streptophyta, Magnoliopsida, Fabales, Fabaceae. The record is from RefSeq and is a predicted model, not a curated record. The transcript has a single exon.